GUUGAAGUUCACUGUCUCUCUCUCUCUCUGCAUGCAUGAUGCCGUCAUUCAGUCACCGCUUAAGGUUCUCCUCAGCAACUAUCAAGGGCUACAUUCACAAUCCACAGAUCCUCCGAUCAAACCUUGCUCAUACCCUCACCAUCUCUCUCUCUUGCAAAUGCAGAGUUAGACGAUGAGAACGAAUCAAGAGAACUAGCUUCUUCUCUGUUUCCUUGGUUGUGUUGCAUGAUAGGAUGGAAGAUCAGCGCGAGGAAAAGGCAGUUCAAGAAGUACCAUUCAAAAGUAGCAAAGUGAGUCAAAUCUUGAAGAAAGGAUGGCGGCUCGGGAAGAAAAUUGCGAUUACAGGAGUGGCGGUGUCAUCUGUACCGUUUGUUCUGCCUCCUCUGGUGGUGUUCUCGGCGUUGGGGAUUGUCUGUUCAGUUCCUUUCGGGCUCCUCCUCGCCAGCUAUGCUUGCACAGAAAAGGCCAUGAGUAAGUUGCUCUCUAGCCCUGUUUCUCCUCAUCCACUGUUGGAAUGCCAUGCAUUCCCUGCUGAUGAAGGUGGUGAUUGUAGACAACGAGUGAAUAUGGAGGAAGAAGAAGAGAUUAUGGAAGGCACAAAGACAAAGGUGGAAAUGAGGAUUAACUUAGAUGAAGAUAAGAAUGGAGUGCGCGAUGAAUCAAUUGGGUUUGCAGAAAAUGAAAAUAAGAAAUCUCGAGGAGGUUUCAGAGGGGGAGAAGAAGAAGAAUCACCACAAGACAUGGAUGGGCAUGUAAAAGGGGAAGAAGAAGAAUCAAUGCAAGAGGAAAGUAAAGGUAAUGAAAAUUCUGGUGAUAUUAUUAAAGAGGAUGGCACUCAAUUGCAAGCGACAGGGAUAACAAUUGGGGCGAUGAUAGAUGAGAAUUAUACUGCUAGAAUAGUAGAGACUAAGGUUACAAUUGAAAUAAGGGAAGAAAAAGAAAAUCAGGGAAACCUUGUGGAGGGAGAAGAGUUUCCAUUGGAUGUGAAUGAAGGAACGAAACAAGUUGUUGAGGAAAAUGGUGGUGGAAGAGAAGCUGAAGAGACACCGGUAUGGGUUCAACAAGGAGAAGUCACAAAUGAGGAAAAUACCAGAUUUGUUAUCCAAGAGGAGGGUACAGCACAAGAGAUAUGGAGAAGAAUCGGGGAAAUUGGGAAGGAUGGGGAUUAUACUAAUGGUGAUCUUGUUAUGGAAAAUGAACCCUUAAUAGAGACAAAGAGUACAAUUGAAAUAAGGGGAAGUGAAGAAAAUGAGGGAAACCUUGUAUUGGUGGAGGAGAUACCAUUUGAUGUGAAUGGGAGAGGAAAACAACACAUUGAGGAAAAUGAGGAAAUAAUAGUAAGGAUAGCACAAAAAGAAAAUAGGGUUGAGGAAAAUGCGGAAAUAAUGGUAAGUGUAACACAAAAAGAAAGUAGAGUUAAGGAAAAUGAGGAAAUAAUGGUAAGGACAACACAAAAAGAAUGUAAGGAUGGGGAAAUUGUGGAUGAAAUCAUUGAAGAGGAGGAUAUUCCAUUGCAAGAGAUAAGAACCAUUGUGGGUGAGGGGGGAGAUGAGGAGAUAACAUUAAGGGUGGCACAAGAAGCUAGCAAAGAUGAGGAAAAUGCUGGUGAUACUAUUGAAGAGGAGAUAACUCCAUUGCAAGGGAUAGAGAGAACAAUAGGGGCAAAAUAUGGUGAGGAUUAUACUAUUAGUAAUAUUGUUAUGGGAAAUGAAGCUUUAAUUGAGAUUAAGGGAACAAUUGGAACAAGGGGAGAUGAGGAAAAUGAGGGAAACCUUGCAGAGAAAGAAGGAAUACCACUACUUGUGAACAAGGGAGUGAAAAAAGGUGUUGAGGAAAACUUGGAUAGGCUUGGAGUAGGAAUUGAGAAAUCAUCAACUGAGAUUAAGGGAUCAGUUGAACUCAGGGAUGAGGAAAAGGCUGAAGAAGAGGACAGUCCUGAAAUGGACACAAUUGGAGUAAAAAAGGGAACUAGGGCUGUCUUUGUUUCCAUAGAAAAAGAGGAGAAACUGCUAACAGGAGUAAAGGUAAUUGAGGAAGAACAUAGAAAUGAGAAUGUUGAUGAGAAUGUGCAAGAGGAGAUGCCAACUGAAGAGAUUAAUGGUAUAGUGAAGGAAAUUGACCAAGAAAACCAGGAAUUAUCUGCAGAAGAAUUGAUAGGAAUGAUGGGGAGAAGAAAAGAUGAGAAAAAUGUGCAUUAUGUCCAAGAAGAGAAGGUCAAAGCAGUAAAAUAUGUGGGAGAAAUGGAAAAAGAAAGAAGAGAUGAGGCAAUUGCGGAUGGCAUGGUAGACAAGGAGAAAAAACCUACAACAGAGACGAAGGUGUUGAUGCAAGAGAAGAAUUCUGAGGAAAAUGUAGAUAUAGAAGAUAGAGUCCAUGUGAAGAAGAUGAAAGAGAAGUCUCCUUCAGAUGAAGAAUAUGCAAGAGAGGUUGCUGAUGAACGUGGAUUUGAUGUUCUUGAUGGAGAUGAUUCAUUCUCCAAGAAGGUUCCUUCAAAUGAGCAGGUUUUAUGCAAUGAGGAGAAGAUAUGGAAACAGAUUUAUGCAAUCCGAAAAAUAGUGGGUUACAAAGAGCCACUCUAUCCAAGCUGCACAGAGGAGCUCAAGGCACUUUAUGUGUUCACUGGAGUUGAGCCACCAGCCUCAUUCAAGGAGUCUUCUGAUCUUGUGGAAGUAAACGACAAGCUUCAAUUCCUCAUGUCAAUUGUUGGAGUCAAGUAAAUUUUGGUGCGCUUAAUAGCAGCUGAAAUAUGAUCACUUAAUUUUCUUUAUCAGUUAAUCCAUUGACAUUGAAGACUUCAGAACUAUCUAAAUAUGUUUUGGUAAGGUUUCUCUACCAA
Molecule: messenger RNA, 2836 nt
Organism: Nelumbo nucifera (sacred lotus)
Lineage: Eukaryota; Viridiplantae; Streptophyta; Magnoliopsida; Proteales; Nelumbonaceae
Source: RefSeq, a predicted model, not a curated record